Molecule: messenger RNA, 1067 nt
Organism: Oppia nitens
Lineage: Eukaryota; Metazoa; Arthropoda; Arachnida; Sarcoptiformes; Oppiidae
Exons: 2
Coding region: 36-1067 (343 amino acids)
Source: RefSeq, a predicted model, not a curated record
AAAUCAAAUUGAAGUUUUUAUUAUAGUCAACAAUAAUGAAAUUAUCAGGCAAUCUGUUUGUCUUAAUUUUAUUGAUAUAUGAAUCUCAUUUAAUUGGAUGUGGCAAAUGUCCCGGUGCUCAAUACCAACCGCUGUUUACUCCUUGUAUUUGUAUAAAUGACACAACAAUUAUAUGCGAAAGUAUUGAAAACAUUGACUUAAAGCAAAUUUUUGAUUAUUUUUCUAAAACACUUAAUUGGAAGGAAAGACAUUUUAAAUCAUUAACUAUAAAUUGUCGACAAUUACUGGAAUUACAGGAAUUAACUUUUGGUGAUUUGACUUUCGAUAAUAUUUUGGUCACAAAUGGUCAAAAUCUGCGACAAAUACAUACCAAUGCAUUUGGUGCCACACGACUCACCCUUAAAAAUCUGACCAUUGAGGCCAAAGGUCAGUUGGUAAGCAUUUCUAAUGGAUAUAACCUGUUUGAGGCUAUCGGGUCACUCAUAAACAUUGAGAAUAUAAAUAUUAGUGGACUAAACAUUUAUGCCACACCUGAUUAUGCAAUAAAACCGCUUUUGGGUAAUCAAUGGGCGCUCAAGAAUCUGACCAUCAAUGGGACAAUACAUAGAAUAGGAAAGUAUGCUUUUUAUGACAGUGCCUAUCAUUUAAAGCAUAUAUCAAUUGGUAACCAAAUUGAGUACAUAUCAAGUCAUGCGUUUGAUAUGAGGAUUGCCUCAUUUGAGAGACUGACCAUUGAUUUGUCGGGCAAUCAGUUGACGGGUAACAGCUUUGAGGGCGAAGUCUUUCUCAACACCAAACGUACCAUUUAUUUGGAUUUGUCUAACAAUAAACUCUCACAUUUAGAUGAAUUCAUAUUUGACCCGUUCCUCAGUUUAGAUAUUAUGAAUAUAGUUAAUGUUUCCGGUAAUUUCUUGCAUUGUGACUGUCGUAUGAAAUGGUUGGCCAAAAAUCGCCUAAAAUACAAGAGACAAGUGGUGAACGCCCUGUGCUCUGAUGGACGCCCUUUUUGGGAACAGUCGUUGGAUGAGUUUAAUGAAUGCAAACACAAUGAGAUAAUAGAUUCAUAA